Molecule: messenger RNA, 492 nt
Organism: Glarea lozoyensis ATCC 20868
Lineage: Eukaryota; Fungi; Ascomycota; Leotiomycetes; Helotiales; Helotiaceae
Product: integral membrane protein, putative
Exons: 1
Coding region: 1-492 (163 amino acids)
Source: RefSeq, a predicted model, not a curated record
AUGUCAAGCUUCGAAACUUUCAUUCGAGUGCUGCGCCUCCUUCCUCUUCUCACGUCAAGUUGGACAUUGUUUUUCGCUCUGGACGAACAUAUCUUCCUUGGCACAUGGACUCGACCAUCUUACGCCGAAGUGGCCAACGUUCACCUGCCGGCUUGGUUUACUCUGUGGGGUCGGAGAGGCCGCUGGACAAUUCUCCUUGGAUACCCAUCGAACUAUCUCUUGGCCAUUCUGAACCUUCUCGUUGCACGCGACCAACUGUAUGCUGCCAGCGCCGCGAAGUGGUAUGCUUUAGGACUACUUUUCAGCUUUGGUCAUAUCGCAAUCUACGGAAAGACGGCAAUUGGUCUCCUCGCCGACAUCAAGGCUGAUAGACCUAAAGGCAACAGUACCCACUCUAUGGAUGUGUGGUUGAAGAUGAAUAUGAUUCGUGCCUUCACGACCGAUCUACCAGCCUGGGCUUGUUUCGCCGUUGCUGUACUAAAGGCGCUGUGA